CUUAUACAAGAGGAAGAGAAGAAAUAUAAAGGCUCGUGCGCACCACGUGACUUCCUUUCUGGUGUAAGCUGACAACAUGGACGCCAGUCGAUUGGUGCCGAUCAAGCUCGCAAGAGUCACCAAGGUGCUCGGAAGAACUGGUUCCCAGGGACAGUGCACACAGGUCCGUGUUGAGUUCAUGGACGACAGCAAUCGAUCCAUCAUCAGGAACGUGAAGGGCCCCGUCAGAGAGGGAGAUGUGCUGACGCUUCUGGAGUCUGAGAGGGAAGCCAGGAGGCUGCGAUAGUGGGCCGUGGAUGUCGAGGUCUCAGUCCAGCGCUUGUGGAACAGAAAGAUGUCCUGUUGCAAUGACUCCAUCUCACAUGUUGACAUGUUUUGAAAUAAAUUUGAUUGUUCAAGA
Molecule: messenger RNA, 400 nt
Organism: Thalassophryne amazonica
Lineage: Eukaryota; Metazoa; Chordata; Actinopteri; Batrachoidiformes; Batrachoididae
Gene: rps28
Product: ribosomal protein S28
Exons: 4
Coding region: 77-286 (69 amino acids)
Biological process (GO): ribosomal small subunit assembly; maturation of SSU-rRNA; translation
Cellular component (GO): cytosolic small ribosomal subunit; ribosome
Molecular function (GO): structural constituent of ribosome
Source: RefSeq, a predicted model, not a curated record